Messenger RNA from Sardina pilchardus (European sardine), 1443 nucleotides. RefSeq names its product brain aromatase (gene cyp19a1b). Gene Ontology annotation, molecular function: iron ion binding; heme binding; aromatase activity. Lineage: Eukaryota; Metazoa; Chordata; Actinopteri; Clupeiformes; Clupeidae. The coding region runs from base 1 to 1443 and encodes 480 amino acids. Gene Ontology annotation, biological process: response to estradiol; female gonad development. Gene Ontology annotation, cellular component: endoplasmic reticulum. The transcript has 9 exons. The record is from RefSeq and is a predicted model, not a curated record.
AUGGCAUCUGCUGCCACGGCAACAGCACUGGUCCUGCUACUGCUCCUGGUCAUCCUGUCCUGCUUCAGAGGUCAGAGGUCAACAGAGCGCUCUGUUCCAGGCCCAUGCUUCUGUCUGGGGAUUGGUGCGCUUGUGACCUACACACACUUCCUGUGGGCGGGCAUCGGGGCGGCGACUAACUACUACAACCGUCGCUACGGCAACACGGCACGCGUCUGGAUCCAAGGCAGAGAGACACUCAUCUUCAGCAGCUCGUCUGCGGUGUACCAGGUCCUAAGGAGCCCCAGGUUGACGGGGCGGUUUGGCAGCCGUGCGGGUCUGCAGUGUGUGGGGAUGCACGAGAGAGGCCUCAUCUUCAACAGCAACACACACCUCUGGAGGAAGGUGCGCACACACUUCACCAAAGCACUGUCGGGGCCUGGGCUGCAGAAGGCGGUGUGUGUGUGUGUGAGCGCCACCUGCAGGCGUCUGGAGCAGCUGGAUGACCUCUGCGACCCCUCGGGUCACCUGCAGGCGCUGGACCUGCUGCGCUGCAUUGUGCUGGACGUCUCCAACCGCCUCUUCUUAGACGUCCCGCUCAACGAGAGGGAUCUGCUGGGGAAGAUCCAGCGCUACUUCAGCACGUGGCAGGCCGUCCUCAUUAAGCCCGACGUCUUCUUCACACUGGACUGCAUGUGGAGGAAGCACCAGCGGGCUGCUCAGGAGCUCCAGGUUGCCAUGGAGAUCCUGGUGGAGAAGAAGAGACAGCUGAUUGGUCAGGCUGAUCACCUGGAGCACUCGGACUUUGCUACGGAUCUGAUAUUCGCUCAGAACCACGGGGAGCUGAGUGCGGACGACGUGAGGCAGUGUGUGCUGGAGAUGGUGAUCGCGGCGCCGGACACUCUGUCGGUCAGCCUGUUCUACAUGCUGCUGCUGCUCAAGCAGAACCCGGCGGUGGACGACAAGAUCGUGCAGGAACUCCACGCCGUCACGGGGGGCCGUGCGGUGCAGAAUGCUGACCUGCCGGCUCUGUCCACUCUUGAGCGCUUCAUCAACGAGGCGCUGCGCUUCCACCCCGUGGUGGAGUUCAUCAUGAGGAGGGCGCAGGAAGAUGACAUCAUCGACGGCCACAGGGUGCCCAAGGGCACCAACAUCAUCCUGAACAUCGGACACAUGCACCGCUCCGAGUUCUUCCCCAAACCGCACGAGUUCAGCUUGGACAACUUUGAGGGACAUGUGCCGAGCCGCUUCUUCCAGCCGUUUGGCUGCGGCCCGAGGGCGUGCGUGGGCAAGCACAUCGCCAUGGUGAUGAUGAAGGCCAUCCUAGCGACGCUACUCGGCCACUACAGCGUGAGCCCUCGUCACGGCAACACCCUCGCCAGCCUCCGCCACACCAACAACCUGGCACAGCACCCAGUGGAGGAGGAGGAUGCCCUCGCCAUGCGCUUUACCCCACGCACCUAG